This is a messenger RNA of Pocillopora meandrina, 7305 nucleotides long. The record is from the annotation of a GenBank genome assembly. NCBI's taxonomy places the organism in Eukaryota, Metazoa, Cnidaria, Anthozoa, Scleractinia, Pocilloporidae.
AUGUUAAUUGGACAGGACCGCUCCGGAAAAACCAGCUUAGCGAAAUCUCUCAAAGGAGAGCGAUUCAACUCGGAGGAGGACAGCACCAUAGGCAUAGACGUUGAUCCUUCUCAUUUCAAAGUGUCAACUGAGGUUUGGAAACCAGGAGAGAAAGACCAACGAAAAAAAUUUGAGAGGGCAUGUUCUUAUGAGCAUCAUGCAGCGCGCUUGAUCGUCCAAACUUUGAGUGAGGAAGAAAGCGCUCUCGAAGAAGAGAGUCUAGAAUCUGAUCUGAUUGAACACCUUGUGCCGGUGGAGUCAGUCAAGAUAAGCGAGCGCGAAGAUAUCAUUUCAUCAUGUGCACGAGAUGAGAAUAUGGUAGAUAGCUGUUCACAAUUUGAAGGGGACAUAUAUCCCAUACCUGCAGCUUCAGUAGCAACUAACACAAUCAGCCAUGACUCCGUUUCCUACUCUGAGGGUGAGAACUUACCUGGGGGUUCGGAUUCCAUCUCUGUGUCACGCGAUCACACAAUCAGCAAUCAAAGCCCUACUGGCGAUAUCCGAACUGUGCCAGAUGAUGUUGCAAGUUUAGUUGAAGUUUUCUUGCGAGAUGAUAAUGACUUAGAACGCGAAGAGGAUAUAUAUUCCGUUUUGUGGGAUUUUGGCGGACAGACAGUUUACUACAAUACCCACCCACUCUUCCUUACGUCGAGGGCAAUAUACAUUUUGGUGAAUGACCUCAGCCGGCACCUGCACGAUAAAGCAAAAUCAGUUAUGAAGCAAGGAAUGUUCACGAAAUUACAGGACAGCUUUCGUUUGAAAACGAAUGCCGAUUAUCUUGAUUUUUGGAUGUCAUCUGUUGCAUCUCUCGCCAUUCAGGACAAAAGUAACUCUAAAAAGACGAAAUCUGACUUGUUGCCUGAACUUCCACCGGUGUUUUUAGUUUGCACUCACGCUGACAAACCUUGUGAUGGAGAAGAUCCUCGUGAGCUCGGCAGGAUGGUAUUUGGUUACCUACAGACCAAACCUUACAAGAUCCACCUACAUGAUGUCUUUGUUGUGGAUAAUACCAAGUCUGGCUAUGAAUUGGAAUGUCCAGAAGUCUUGCGCCUGCGCCAGGAAAUACGUGCCGUCGCUAAGGAGCUACCUCACAUGAAGGAAGCAGUUCCAAUCAAGUGGCUUAAGUUUGAAAAAGAAAUACAAGCCAAGAAAGAUGAGGGCAACAAGUGGAUUUCUCUUGAAGAGACAAAAGAAGUUGCUUGGGAGGUGUGUAACGUUUCUGACGAAGAAGAAUUUAGAACUUUACUAAAUUUUUUGCAUGAUCAAAGAGUUUUAAUACACUUUGAUGACACUAAAGAGCUGCGUAAAAUGGUAGUCUUGGACACUCAGUGGUUGAUCAAUGUUUUUAAGGAGGUUAUUACCAUUCGGCCAUUUGACAACAAGGAGAAAAAAUUCAAAGAGCUCUGGUCUAGGCUUGAAAAAGAAGGAGUCUUGGAGGAGCCUCUUUUAGAACAUGUUUGGGGUCCUUUAUAUCGCAAAGAGGAUACUUGCCAAAGUCUCAUUGCUAUCAUGGAGAAGUUCAGUUUACUUUGCUCUUGGCCUUCUUCGGAUGGCUCACGUGGUAAGCAGUACCUAGUGCCUUCCAUGUUAAUGUCACACCCACCCGAGGAAAUAAUGGAGCUGAUUGCAUCUGCAGAAAUUCCCUCUCUUUUUCUUAAAUUUGAGACUGGACAAGUUCCACCUGGCUUGUUUCCCCGAUUGGUGCUGCAGGUUUUACAGUGGUGCAAACAAGAAUGUGCCAGCCCAGAGCAACCUCAGCUAUACCACAAUUUUGUCAGAAUUUAUCGUUCUGAAGAAGUUAAUUGCUCCGUAAUCCUUCUGUGCCAUAUGUCAUCAAUUGAAGUCGUUGUUCAUAGAGGCAAUGGCGGUGACGAGGUGGCACAACCUUCUAAGUCUGCGAUUAGUUCGCCUGUAAAUAGUAACCAUGACCCCUUUGCUUGUGCAGUACUGAGGCAACUCGAAUUCAUACUUGGGUCCAUGCGAAGGGAAUUCUGUUGGCUACAGAAUAUGAAAUAUGAAGUGAGUUUCUUGUGCCCUGUUUGUUGUCAAGGAGGUGUCGUCAGCUACUACUGCACACAUCGUACAAAAGGCUGCAAGCAAGAAGAAUGCUUGCACUUCUGGCCCGAGUCAGAGUUGUGCAGCGGAAAGAAGAUCAUAGCUUGCACCAGAUCUGCAGUUGCCACGACGAACAGAGUGUUGGUGAAAGACUUCGAGCCUUGGUUUUCUCCUAUGAGAAAUCAGGUAAAUAAUUGUAGAUAACAUGUGACCGUUUUCGGAGGUGACUUCCUUUUUGCAAAGAUCAACAGAAAACUUGGAAACGUUGUAUUUGUCAUCAAAAGAUGAGAUGAGACCACGAACGCUUACUGAAAGCAGCAAAAGUCGGGUCCAUAGAGAUGAUAAAGGCACUUGUGGUUGGGUUCAGUUGUAACUGUUAAGAGAUCUGAAAUAUGCUAUGUUUCCUUAAAGUAAGCCAAGUAAUCACCCUAUCACACUUGCCUAAGGUAACUAUUGUAAUGAAUAUCAAGCAAAAUAUUUCUCAUUAAACGUACAACAGUUCAGAAAUGUUGCAUUUCCAUGAUGAUGUUUAAUUCUCCUUCUUUCUUUCCAACAGCUGACUAUUGAUAAAUGUGACUGUGGAAACUUAGCAUCAGUUGAAGGUAACAUUAGUGUAUAAGUUUUUUGGUGGUUCUCUCUAGAUAACGGAAAGAAAAAAAAUUCAUUUUGUUUGAAAAAUACAUUUCAUUGACGUACCAGAAGAAGCAAAUAGUGCAUGGCUAAGAAAUUGUCAUCUUUUAUUUGUUUUAAGACGAUGAGGAAACUUUUUCUGCCGACGAGGUUCUACAAAUCCGUUUCACACAGCAGCAAGACGACCAAACUAUUUCGCCGCAAUUAAAGGGGAGUCUGCAGCUGGAGGGAGCCUGUCCUGAUACCCCGGAUUUUGAGUCCAAAAGUGGUGAAAUGUUGCCUAAUCUGGGUAAAACUACCGGUGACUGCAUCUCAUAUUUCCCCUUUGGGACUUUUUUUUUUAUAUGAAUAUAACAGCUAAAAAUAUUCGAUAUUUUAUUCAAGCAUAAUAAGAAUAAAUGAUAUAGAAAGGUUCUGAGCUAUAUUCGUGUAACUUUGCUGGUAUCGUCUUAGGAUAUUGUGUAAUUACUAAUGUGCUGAAAAUCUCUGCAGCAGUCGUCAAUAAUUUCCGAAGAGCGUAUGCUGUGAAAACUUCUAUUUUAAUUAUCAUUGAUUUAUGACUGAUCUUUUCCUUUUGUUUUUUCUAAGCAACCACCGAAAUUUGCCUACCUGAUAAUGUUGAACAAUCCCUCCUGUCAGCGUCGUGCGACGCCAAAGAGAUUGUUCAUCAACUGAAGGAGAACCUGCAAUUGAACAAAGACGUUUUUGAGAGGCCAGACCAUGACACUAAGAAAAUAAUCCGUAGUCUGGCACAGAAAGCAAAAGAUUUAAAGAGGCUUGAUGUCUUCGAACAUUUAAGAGAGAUUGCACCGGCUGGAACUGCUGGUUAGUUACUUAUCUCGCGAAACCUAUCUGCCAUGAAACUAUGGGAUACGUGAGAGUGCUGCAGAAAUCAAAUCAAAAUCACGAAGAAAACAUAAACUCUUACAAAUUUUUUAUUUGAAGCGGAUGUUUGACCUGACGAACUACAUUUUUGAUGUCUCUUUAUUAUGCGUUUGCAGACUUACUAGCCGUGUCCCAAAGAAAGACUGACCAGUAGUGGGUUCAAGGUGUCUGUUUACGCUAAAACAAAUUUUCAUGUAUAUUUCUGAUGACUUUUCAACUAUUUAUCUUCCUAUAUUAACAAAAGGUUUCUUUUUCCAUUAUUAGGUCCUUUACUUCCUGAAAACCUUCCUGUUCAAGACAUGCCAAUCAUUAAAGCGAGGGACCUUACAAUCCGCUUAUCUGGUAAGCUUUGCGAUUUAUUUCACAAAUAGUUUUGGGAGAAAUUUCUUGCAAGCACAACUAUAUUUUAAUUCAUGUGCAUUUUUAAUUUGAAAUGUCAGUUCUAAAAUUAAAUUCCAAGUUUACACUUCUUUUUAUAAUAGACUUAAUUGAAAAUCUUUUAUGUAUCUUCAGAGGCUGUUUAUCAUAGUUAUUCAUAGGCGGACACAGUUAGUGUGUCAUUUUGCUCACUUUAACUGGGUGCCAUUUCACUCGCUGCCGUGCCUUUUCGCUAACUUAAACUGCGUAUUGUUCUUGUUGACGCGCACCUUUAUUUUUGUCGUGCUCUUUCCACAAAGGAAAAAUUUUUACAAAGUCUUGCCAUCGGACACGCCACUCUGAAGCCACCACGCACUGCCUAUUGUUAGGGUGCCAUUUUACCUUGCCCGUGCGUUCACCUGAUCAGGUCACAUUUGGUUGAAAAAAAUAUUAUUUUAUGCAAUUUCUAAUUCUUGAUACGUAUUCAGAAUAUUGUUAUAAGAACAUGAAAAGAAUCAAGCAAACAAACAGAUGAAAAACCCCUUUGAUUUAGGUGGCGAUGAGUGGAUGGAGAUUGCUGAAGGACUGGGACUGACUCCAGCAGAGAUUCGUUUUCUUGACAAGCGUACACUGGACCCAAUGGAAGCAGCUUUAGCUUUUAUAACUAAACAGCGCUUCGUAAGCGUGGGUGAGCUGUACGAAUUGUUGAAUGAACGUGACCUUCCUAUGUUGGCUGAUCUUUUGUAGGAGGAUUGUCUGACCUCAGCAUAUUUUUGAUUUUAGGUAACGGUCAUUCUGAGUUCUUCAAGGACCCUAUAUGCCUGAAUGUUUGGGCUUAUAUCUUUGUUUCGCCCAAAAAGAAAAAAAAAAAGAAAAAAAAAAAACUAGGAAGUGAGGUUUAAAACCCUUCAUUAUUAUGCUGGGGAUCCGCUAGAAGGCUUUAGAACUGAUACACUUGGUAAUAUUAGGGACUCUAGCUUUAUGUAUUAUACUUUUGAGGAGUUUUUCGUUCGGUUCUAUGCCUUGUCUGUUAGACAUAGGACUGCCAACCAUUUGCCCAUUGCUAUUCGGUCAUCGUUAGUCGUACGCGAGAUUAACAAAAUUGAACCACCGCAAAGCGGGACUCCGCUUUGUUUAUCACAGAUAUGAUCACGGACCGAAUUAGACGACACUAGGUCUUGUUGCCAAGUAAUCCUAACCAUUGCAAUUUCCGAGAAAAAUAAAGUGGAUUAAUUGAAAGAGGGGCUCGUUAUUCUUAUUUUGAAACACAUUACCUCAUGGAGAGGAACAUUGAAAAGCUCUAAACAUAGUGUCUCCAGCUUGGGAUGGUAAGCCAUUGCCAUGGUUAUUCGAAUCAAUUCAGUGAUCGAUGGAUUCAUUUGAGUAUACCAAUUUGAUCGAUCACACUGUCCAAGUACAACUCUACAGAUUUAUUAGUAAGAAAUAAAGGAGUUCAUCCACCGAUCACAUUCGAAGAAAUUGUAAUGGUUAUAAUUUGUGAUAUAAGGAAAACUUGCUCAAGGCGUUUUAUAGAGUACUCGAUAUAGUAAGAUUUGGGUAAUGUUUGGUAAAGGACUGGUAUAUCCAUUUAAGUAAAAUGACAUAGUGGAGAUGGAGUAUCACUGCUUUAAGAAUUUCUGAUUCAUUUUUGUUGGCUAUAAAGUUAAUGAAAGGACCUAGAAGUUUCAAAGCGAAAUAUGCUUCUUUGAAAAGUUAUUGCGUCGAUGAAAUUUAGAUUCUUACCUCAUAGUAUUUCAAUACAGUUAAUGUCUGAUGAAUCUGAUGUUUUAAAUGUAAAGGUAAACUAAUCGUAUAUGAGAGAUACUUACUUAAGUACCAAAAGUUACAUGAAGCGCGAAAUUCGAAAAGAGUAAUGUUGUUCUCUGAGGAAAUGAAUGAAGCUAUUCACAGAUUUUUAAUUAAGUAACGUUUGCAUUUCAAUGGUUGCACUCAGUUCUCAAAAUCAUGAUUAAAUAAGCGCUUGCCAUCGGUCACAGCGGUUUACGUUUGAAAGCGAACUAAGGCUUGGUUGAUCUUCUGGAGAAAAAAAAUUCAUUUCUUGCCUCUUUGAGGAAAGCUUUUAAGAUAUUACGCAUAUCUGAAAUGAAUUAGACUUUUCGAUGUAGUUUGCCAAAAGUAAACCUUUUGGAGUGUUUAUUAUUUGUGCUGUUGACUUGUUGUGGCGUGAUCACCAUUAUUUCCCCCGCAAAGAAUUCCUUCUAACUAUAUCAGAACGCUAGAGGCCGUCUGAUUUCAAGGGGUUUCCGACACAGCACGCAGAUUCGCCAACAAUAAAGGGUUGUGCUUGGAAUUCCAUCCUCCUGGAUAUGUAGUAACGUGUGAACAACUUUGUUAUCUUGGAAAUAUUUUUUCAAAUAUAUGUAAGGAUUCAUAAGGGAUACAAGCUUAUGACAGAAAUGACAUAUACUCCAGUAUUCAAGCAAUCUUUGGAGUAAAGUUUCGUACGCAUGGAGCUCAACACAUUUUCAGCGAAGCGAAACGGAAGGAACAGUAACGCAGCCAGUAACUUAGCAUGCGCAAAGAAAUGAAACGGACGGAGCAGUAACAUGGCCAGUAACUUACGCAUGCGUGUUUGUGCGCUUGCAUUUCAAUAGUUUGUUAAAUUUUAAAAAUUGAUGACUUUCCCUUAAUUUGUUGAGACUUUCUUGGGUACAUUCUUGAAAUCCCACAAAUAUUGAAAGCUACUUUUAUUUACAAGAGAACUCACCCGGAAAGAUAGUUUUCUCUGGUGGGCCCUCGAAAAGCUAGAUCACAUAAUACAAACUAAUUUAAGAACAGGUGCAGCACUCGGAGUCUGGAUGAUAUGCACAAGAUUUGAGGUAUAUGUUUGUAGUUACGUCGAGUAGUCCUCCAUGAAGGUUGAUCAAUUGUUUUUUUAAAAGAUGACAACCAGAGGCGAGAUUUCUCUUCGGGAUAUUGCUCAUAAGAUAACAUUCUUUCAAAGCCUUGCAUGUUUCAUUUGUCUGAAACAUUUGUUGUUGAGAACAUUAGAUGUAAAUAUCGCCAAAUUAUGCAAUAUCUGAUUUUUGAGCUUCAUUCGCGAAUUGCCCCUAGUAUAGGCAGGCCCACAGAACAUGAACAUGAUAAAGAAACCGUUGCGUGGAUUAGAAUUUCAAUUAAAAAGAUAACUAAAGAGAAGAUCAAAGGGCUCUUGAAGCCAGCUUAUUCAUGUUAUGGCUUAAGUUUGUAUUGAUUUCUUGGACUUGUUGAUUAUAGGUACGGUUGACUACGGUUUAUGUGAACUUUCAAGAAUUAUGGAAUAAAUUUUCUUUUAUCUUUUGGUAGUUGUGUGAUAACAAAACUUGUGUAUUCGUCGUG